This is a messenger RNA of Ruditapes philippinarum (Manila clam), 1761 nucleotides long. RefSeq lists its product as uncharacterized. Gene Ontology annotation, biological process: DNA integration. The transcript has 2 exons. Gene Ontology annotation, molecular function: nucleic acid binding. Bases 1 to 1761 code for a protein of 586 amino acids. The record is from RefSeq and is a predicted model, not a curated record. Lineage: Eukaryota; Metazoa; Mollusca; Bivalvia; Venerida; Veneridae.
AUGUUUAGUGAUUCAUCUGAGUAUGCCUAUGGAUCGAGCGUGUACUUAAAAGUGUAUGACGCGAAGGGGCACAGUAAGUGCAGUCUAGUUAUAGGUAAGUCUAGGUUAGCACCUAUAAGGGCUAUUUCGAUACCAAGACUCGAACUUGCAGCAGCUGUAGUUGCUGUAAAACUGUAUCAGAUUGUCAUAGAGGAGCUUGAUGUCAAAAUUACUGAAAGGUACUUUUGGACGGACUCUAUGAUUGUGUUAGGUUACAUAAGAAAUGAAACGAAAAGGUUUAAGACUUUCGUUGCAAAUAGACUAUCAAUAAUUCAUGAGGUGACGUCACCACAUGACUGGAGGCAUGUACCCUCAAAGAGUAACCCUGCUGAUAUUGCGUCAAGGGGAGUUAAUCCGCAAGAAACUGAAAAGCUUGACAUAUGGUUGAAUGGCCCCGAAUUCCUUAAAAGGAAUGAAUCAGGGUGGCCAGCGCAGGUAAGUAAUGCAACCGUUAAUGAGUAUGACAUAGAGCUCAAACCUCAGGCUAGUGUACUUAACACUCAUGGUAAGUAUAAUUUGAGUACGAAUACGUUACUUAGUAAAUUCUCCGACUGGCAUAAACUUCAAAAUGCAGUCGCUUGGCUACUACGUUUUAAGUGUUUCUUAAUUGAGAAAUACUUACCCCAAAGACGACGUCUUUACAGUAAGGUAAGUAGUAAACCCCUUAGUGUGGGGGAAAUUAAAAUGGCACAAACAGCCAUCUUCAAAUUAGUUCAAACGGAGGCGUUUGAAAACGAAAUAAGUGAAUUAAAGGCUCAGAGGCCAGUUCCGAGUUCGAGCCCUCUGAAAAGGCUAUGUCCUAUAUUGAAGGAUAAUGUAAUGCGAGUCGGCGGACGACUAGCAAUGUCCGACCUACACGUAGAUGCUAAGCAUCAAAUUAUCUUGCCGAGUAGUCAUCACGUGACAAGAAUCCUGAUACAAAAUUGUCAUGAAAAGAAUGCGCACAUGGGUCCAGUACACAUUCUGGCCAUGUUGCGACAAAAGUAUUGGAUAAUCCAUGGUCUGCAAACAGUUAAGUCUGUUAUCGGUAGGUGCAUAACGUGCAAACGACAGUUACAACGACCGGAAUUGCAACAGAUGUGCGAUCUUCCAGAAGAAAGACUCACACCCGAUAAGGCACCGUUUACGUAUGUCGGUGUCGAUUAUUUUGGCCCGAUGACUGUGAAGUCUGGAAGACGACAUCUGAAAAGAUACGGCUGUAUAUUUACGUGCUUGACCACCAGAGCAGUGCACAUUGAAAUUGCUCAUAGCUUAGAUACGGACUCUUUCAUCUGUGCACUGCAAAGGUUUGUAAGUCGUAGAGGCCGUCCCGAAAAAAUAUUCAGUGACAAUGGGAAAAAUUUUGUAUCUGGAGAUAGAGUUUUGCGUGAUAGCAUUCGGCAAUUUAAUCAAAGUCGACUCGCAAAAUUAUGUCAACAGCAAGAAAUGAAAUGGCAUUUUAAUCCUCCAUAUGCAAGUCAUAUGGGCGGUAUUUGGGAACGGUUAGUACGGUCCACAAAAAGGGCUAUAAAAUCAGUCAUUGGAGAACAACUUCUCAACGAUGAGGCUCUGUUAACUUUAGCUACAGAGAUAGAAAAGAUUCUCAAUGAUAGACCGAUUACCCAGGCGACAUUUAAUGAACGGAGCCCUACUCCCCCACCCCCAACAAAAUCUAGCAACAUAGGAACACCGGCACGGACCCCAGCAGGUCACAAAGACAAAGUGUUAAAAUGUAGAAUUUAA